Messenger RNA from Diplodia corticola, 1389 nucleotides. Its product is annotated as putative cytosolic iron-sulfur protein assembly protein ciao1. Bases 1 to 1389 code for a protein of 462 amino acids. Gene Ontology annotation, molecular function: protein binding. Gene Ontology annotation, biological process: iron-sulfur cluster assembly. The record is from RefSeq and is a predicted model, not a curated record. The transcript has a single exon. Gene Ontology annotation, cellular component: cytosolic [4Fe-4S] assembly targeting complex. NCBI's taxonomy places the organism in Eukaryota, Fungi, Ascomycota, Dothideomycetes, Botryosphaeriales, Botryosphaeriaceae.
AUGCCCUCCACCACAGACGAUCCCAGCACCUCCCCUCCGCUCCUCGCCCCCCUCGCGACCCUCGCCCCCGCCAGCGCCGCGCGCACGUGGAUGACGGCGCCCCACCCGUCGCUGCCGCUCGUCGCGACCGCGUCGUCGGACAAGACGGUCCGCGUGUACAGCCUCGCGACGUUUUCGCUCGCGUCGACGGUGGCGGGCGGGCACAAGCGGUCGGUGCGGGCGUGCGCGUGGAAGCCUGCGGGAAAUGGUAAUAGUGGUGGUAUGGCGGAGAGCGUGUUGGCGACGGGGAGUUUCGAUGCGAGUGCGGGGGUGUGGAGGCGGUGGGAGGGUGGUGGUGGGAGUGGUGCUGGGGGGACGACGGGGGGUGGGGCGAUGGAGGUGGAUGUUGCGGCGGGGGACGACGAGGAGGAGGAGGACGAGGAGUGGCGGUUCAGCGUCAUCCUGGACGGGCACGAGAGCGAGAUCAAGAGCGUGGCGUGGAGCGCCGGCGGGCAGUUUCUGGCGACGUGCAGCCGGGACAAGAGCGUGUGGGUGUGGGAGGAGGUCGAGGACGACAACUUCGAGACGAUCGCCGUGCUGCAGGAGCACGAGGCGGACGUCAAGUGCGUCGUGUGGCAUCCGGCCGAGGACCUGCUGGCGAGCGCGAGCUAUGACGAUACCAUCAGGUUGUAUCGGGAGGACGUGGACGAUUGGACGGCGGUGGCGUGUAUCACGGGGCAUGAGGCGACGGUGUGGUGUGUGGAUUUCGAGGCGGUGGAGGUGUCGGGGCUGAGGGUUGAGGAGGAGGGGGGAGAGGGAGAGGGAGCGGCGCUGUCGGAGGAGAGGAAGGCGGAGAGGGCGAGGUGGUUGCAGGAGAGGGUCGCGUCGGGGAGCAGGUUGGUGUCUUGCUCGGACGAUUUGACGGUGAGGGUGUGGAAGAUGAAGCCCAAGGAUGGCGGGGCGGCGCAGGGGGCGGCGGGCAGGAACGGGAUGCCGAGCAUCCUGCGCACGAGCAGCAUCGAGGAGGAGUGGGUGCAGGAGGCGGUGCUGCCCAGGAGGCAUGGUCGUGCCAUCUACUCGGUCAGCUGGAGCAAGAAGUCGGGUCUUAUCGCCAGCACGGGCAGCGAUGGGAAGAUCGUCGUGUACAAGGAGCAGUGGAGGAGGGAAAGCAGCGACGCGACGGUGCCGCGGCCUGCUGAUGGUGACGGCGCAGCGGAGGGGCAGAAGGAGGAGGCGCAGCCCUUGACUGAGUGGGUCGUCGUCGCCGAGGUCGAGGGUGCACACGACGUCUUCGAGAUCAACCACGUUACGUGGGCGCUGCGGAGAGACAAGGGAAGGAAGUCGGAGGAUGAAGAGGUCAUAAUCAGCACGGGAGACGAUGGCGAGGCCAAGCUUUGGACCCUGCCCUGA